GCCGUGGCGCUCUUCAUUCAGCUCCUCCAGUGCCCUGACCUUGGCUACGGGCUGGAAGACGCCAUCGUGGAGGAGAUGAGCAGGCAGCUGAGAGACCACCAGACCGUGGUGCGCUGGUUGGGGCUCAAAGGCCUCCUCAAUCUGGCCCGUCUCCCAGAGAAGGUGGGGAAACUCCAGCGUCUGCUGCCAGAUGUCCUGGAGCGACUCCAGGAGGUAGACAGAGCCCUCAUCCGCAAGGCCAUCGCCGUGCUGAAACACCUCCUCGCCGGCAUGGACAGGCAGAGCGCCAGCUGCGCGGCUGUGCAAGUGGCUGAGCAACUCCUGCCAUUGUUUGAUGAUGUGACCAGCAAGCUCCGGGUGCUCUCCAUCACCCUUUUUAAAGACCUGCUGGAGCUUGUAAGGUGGCCCAACCGGAGUGAGAUGAAGGAGUAUGUGCUCCAGAGCCUGGUCCCACUGCUCCUCCUUGUUCAUGAUGAGCGUCCCAACGUGUCCCAGGUGUGUUGGGACACCCUCAGCAGUGCCGCCCAAUUCCUGAGGUGGCACCAGCUCAGUGGCCUCAUCCAGCACAAGGAAACCUGGCGAAUCUGUGACUGCCUGGUGAGGCGCUACAACGGGAGAGCUGAUGACUUCCUGUGCCAGACCAUGGCCUUCCUGCAGAACCCACAGACUCCAGUUAGGGAAGCAGCCAUCAGGUUCCUAGGGCUCACUGCCCGGCAGCUGGACCAGGGGAGCCAGAACAAGUUGAACGCCAUCUGCGAGAACCUCAAAGGCUUGCAGCAGGACAGCAAGUCCUCAGUCCGAUGCCUGGCUUCUCAGACUAUUUUCAUCCUGGAGGCCUUCAAGAACCAGCCUCCAGCCUGCUGCGGCCUAUGGACAUUGGUCCAUAGGAUAACAACAAUGUGCACUGAGGAUAGCCCGCUCAUUGAAGCUGCCCAGCUGCCCUAGCUCUGGGAAAAGCAAGCCUCCCUUCUCUGGGGGCUUGGUGCAUCAGAGCCCACCUGGAGCAAGGUGGAACACACGGCUUCUUCCCAAUUGGCUGCCUGCCCUGCCCAGCCAUGUGAGUAGUUAACUGCUCGAUAGCUUUCAUCAUCAUGUACUUUUUGACAGGUUUCCAUGCACCGUGUUGCAUUUACAUCCUGCCCUCCGUCCCCAUUUCCAGUCGUGUACGUUUUUGAUGCCGUUGGCCAUUUUGAAAAUUUAUUUUGUAUUAUUUUUCUGUGUUUGGCCGGGGGAAGGUUGUGUGCUUGUGUUUUGACAUAUUUAGAGAAAAAGUACGAAUGAGUAGAAAGAGAGGCUGUAAAGGGUUUGCAGUCCCCCCCCCAGCCCCCACCGUCCGUCCAUCUGGGUGGGAGACCACACCCCUUGCUAUGAUACUUCCGGGUACGGUGGUUCAGGGGAAAAUUAGCUCAGUGUUAAUGGCUCUAGCCUGCAGUCAGGCCAAGUAACGGUAGAGAGUCUGUUUGCCCGGGGCCCUCAAUCAGGGCAGGGCGUCAGUCGAGAAGGGGCUCUGGCCUACAGUCAGGCAGGCAGAGCAGCAGGAGGUCCAUUUGCCUGGCCCUUGAUCAGGGUAGGGCAGCAGUCAAGUAGGGGGGCUCUGGCCUACAGUCCGGCAAAGCUGUCACAGUCUAGGGGAGGUUAGCUCUCUGGUGGGAAUGUCAGGACAACCAUCUGGCAUCUGGAUUCAGGCGGGUGCCAGACCAAUUCAGGCCUCCUGACAACCAGGGGGGAGGCUGCCACUCCUGACGUUGAGGUGGUAGGGGCAGAGGAACUCAGGUCCUCCCAUUCCACUGCGUCCCAGCCCAGGACCCUAACAGCGGUGGAGUUGUCCGCCACUGGGUCAGCGGGGAAAGUCCAGCCGCAACACGCUGGCUGGCUUGUAGUCAAUAACACAGCCAAACCUAAUUCUGCUUCCCUUGGCUCCAUCCUACACACCCAUUCCGUGUGUACAUGGGUUCCAGGGUUGUUGUUCGCUUCGCUGGGAUAGACAGCUAGUGGCAGCCCCCCCAGCUCCUCGGAGAUCCUGGCGUCUGGCAGCUUUGUCAGCACCUCUGGGUCUCUGUCAGGAGAGCGGUCUCCGUUGGGUCUGGGCUCACGCAACGGGGAAGAGACGUCCUGCUCCUCAGGCAGCCCUCCCCCGACUGAGCUGGAGGACCAGCCUUUUAUAGUUCCGCUUCCUGUCCCACCCCUCUGCUUCCAGCGGGGAGGCCAUGCAAGUCCCCGUUCUACCCACCAGGGGGGCGUUCACGGAUCCCUCCCUGUCUGUCAGGGCAGGAGACUAUGCCCUCUCGCUACAGAGGCCUUAAAGAAAAGGAGUUUUAAAAAAAGAAAGAUUGCUUAGGCUUAGAGGAAAAAAGGAAAGAAAGGUUAUCUUAAAUAGAAGAAAGAGGGGAAACUAGAGAAAGCAACAAGAGAGAGGAGUUUGUAAGAACGUAGUAAAAGGUUAUUUUUGUUGGGACUAAAAAAUUAUGAGAGUAAAAAAAAUUGAACUCAAUUUAAAAAACCAAAGGCUAAUUAAAUAGAAUAGGAAAUAUAAAGGAAGGUUGAGAAGGUCGGGUGAAAGAACUCACAUGGCAGAAUAAUUAGCGAGAGAUUCUGUGUCAGUGACAUAGGGCUGUGUAAAGUACAGAAAACAGCAAGAGAGAGAAAGAUCCCUUUUUGUUAAUAAGCAGAAAACAGAGCUGUGCAAAAGAGAGAAAGAUCCUUACCAUUUCCCGCCGUUGUUCAGCCAUCGUCAACCGAGCAGCACAGCUUCCGCUGCAAACUCUGCUCUCCCAUUCUUGCAUCAGUAGCAAAUUUCUCCAUGUUGUCAGUGCUGGGCUCCAGUGAAAGCUACAGAAGGAAACCAUUUCCCGCCUUUUAUCAGCCAUCUUGAACCGAACAGCUCUCCUACGUUUCAUGCCAUUUUUCCAGGAUUACCCAUGCAGGCACCAUAGCGCGGCAAGUAUGUAGCCCACUCAGAUCUCUGCUGCAGUCUUGACCAUUGUAAAUACCUCACGCAUUAUCCAGCAAUAUGUGAAGUUUCUGCAAAAAUGGGC
Messenger RNA from Mauremys reevesii (Reeves's turtle), 3035 nucleotides. RefSeq names its product maestro heat-like repeat-containing protein family member 6. Bases 76 to 945 code for a protein of 289 amino acids. Lineage: Eukaryota; Metazoa; Chordata; Testudines; Geoemydidae. The transcript is spliced from 8 exons. The record is from RefSeq and is a predicted model, not a curated record. Gene Ontology annotation, cellular component: cytoplasm.